UGGAAAGUACCUACGUAGCAUGUUUGAAGUUAACAGAAAUGCAAAGCAACCGCAACUCACUUUCUGCCCGCGCUGCGCUGAUCCAUAACGAGAGAUUCUAGAACUUGAAUCCAAGCGCAACUAGUACAAGCAGUACAACCAAUACAACUAAUACAACUAAUACAACUAAUUUGGUAGCACCACCGCAACUUGAAUUUCUCGGCUAUUUCCAAACAUACUAAAUUACAUACCUUACCUCCUCUAAUCCCACUCCCAAAUACGAAAUAUCCAUUCGACUGACUGCAACAAUAAUCGUCUCCUCGAUUCGGUUCCAUUUACCUCGCUUGCUCGAUGUAGGCGUAGGCAUAGCAUGACUUCAUCGCGAUGGGUGCCAGCGACUCCAAGCUAGUCUUCAAGAAGGGCAUCUUUAGACUAUCAGAAGAACGUCACAUUCCUGCUGACGACUCUUAUUGGACCUCUUUUUGGGAGCUACCCGAAUCCUCAGAGGACAUAUUCAGCCUCUUCGCGCCCGCCGAUAUUCGUCGAACCCGUGAUAGAGCAUUAGAAAACCUAGAAACCCUUGUACUCGCCGUAACAUCUCGUCUCUUUAUAUUGCGACAUCAUCCCUCCUUUCCCGACCCCGAAUUUGCGCCCGAGCGUGAUGCGCUAAAUUGCAUUCGUAUCCUUACCCGUGUCCUACCCUAUCUAUAUGAAGUAGAUCGUUUGCAAAGUUGGGAGAACAAGUUCUUCUGGGGAUCUAGAAGGAAGCGAACAAGACGAUCUGCCAUUGCGAACGAAGUACUCUUCGAUGAAGCACAGGAAGAUGCAAAGCCACCUAUUGACGAAUUUGAGGAAGCCAAACCGUUGGCAGAGGAGCUUAUAGACACUUUGAUCGACUUGCUAUUCUUCUCCGACCUUACCGUCCCGAAGCAGCCUCAUGGCAAACCAAAGGUUACCUACGCCAUCUGGCAGAGUGGUGUGGGUUGCAACACUGCCGUGCCUACAACGAAGGAGUAUGAAAGUAAUCGAUGCGAGAUACUACGCUUACUCUUGACCCUAACAAGUCAGGGCAUGUAUAUGUCUCCAAACAUGCUCCCGACUAAGGGGACCAAGGCUUUAACUUAUAUAUGUACAUGUCCGGAUAAACAAGUUGUCUUGUCCAUGCUGUGCUCUUUGCUAAAUACUACUCUCAAAUACAACCCGGCCAGCUGGCGUGUGCCAUACAACACCCUCGUGUUCAAGGACCCGAAAGAGAUACUCGUCACCUAUACCCUGCAGUUUCUGCUAGUCGUUCUUCUUUACCCAAUACCCGAGCCUGCGACCGGUUCUGCGCCGAAGAACUACUAUCGGCAUUUCCUUGGGAGGUUACAUCGUCCCCAGGAUUUUCAAUUCAUCGUUGAUGGCAUGACACGGAUACUAAACCAACCCAUCCAAGCCAAUAUCUCUUAUAUUCCUGGAACCCAAACUAAUACUAGAUUCUCUCCUGAGAUCAUCAUGCUCUUCUGGGAAAUUACCCAAUGCAACAAGCGAUUUAGAUCCUUCAUGAUUGACACACAACGAGCACAUGAUUUCGUGAUUCUCAUUCUCUUCUACGCUACCGAAUAUAAGGCAGAUGCUUCGAAGCAAGGUGUCGUGCGGAUGUGUGCUUUCUUGUUACAGACACUGAGUGUUGAGAAGAACUUUGGUGUCAAUCUCAACAAGAACUUCGAAGGACAGGACACAUUACCGGCUGUUAUUAGGAUCCCUGGAUUUAAAGGGACCUAUGCCGAUUUCUUAUUGCAGUCGAUAUACAAUCUCAUCACAAGAAGCCAGGGCAAGCUCUCCGCUAUCUACCCGGCAUUACUUGCUGUCAUCAACAAUAUUGCUGCCUACUUAGAGGGUAUCAAUGGAACUACAAGCUCAAAACUACUGCAGUUGUUCAAUUCCAUGUCCUCUCCUUCGUUCCUUCUCGCCAAUGAUAGCAACCAUGAUCUUCUCAGGUCGCUCCUAGAAUCUAUGAACGCCAUCAUUGAGCAUCAGUAUAAGAAGAACGCCCACUUCGUCUAUCUAGUAUUGAAGAAUAAGAAACGAUUUGAGGCCCUGCGAACGUUCACACUCGAGAGUGGCCAAGAGGAACUUGAACGAAGGAACCGUCAAAGAAAGGAAGCCGGACAAUCAUUAGACCCAUUCGAUGCAGGCUCUAGACGAAGUUCUCUUGAUAGUCUGCGCAGCCCCAUAACGACACAGCCAAUGACACCAACGCUCAGUAACGUACCGGAGGAGGAUACGACAUUUGCUAUAGGGGAUGAAGAUGAAAGUGAUGACGAUGACGAGCAGCCAACGCCGGCACAAUCGAGUCCAAGCGAAAAUCCUUCCAGAGCGUCUUCUGUUGCUGACGUAGAAGAUGCGGUACCAACACAGUUACGAGGAAUGUCGGAGAAGGCCAGAGGAAAAAUGCCAGCUGGAGUACCUACAUUCUCUAGACAAAAUAGCACUACGAGUCUCGGUAGCUAUUCUGCGGCAGGCCAAUCUAUUCCCGGUGCUUUCGAGCCUUCGGCGGAUUGGAUUGAGAGUUGGCUUCCCGAACUGCCACUACACACGAUACUUACAGUCAUCCAGCAAUUGACAGCAUUGAUUCAUCGCCAGGGGUUAACUGCGGACGUGCCUUCAUCAGCAACCAUUAAAUCAAUUCAAGAGGCUGAUUUAAUUGCUAUUGAACCAUCCCCCGUCCGAGUUCAUUCUUUCGAAUGGUCGCCAUUGGCCCUAGGCUGGUACGAAUCAUUGAUUUGGAGUUUCGUAUUCGCGAGCGAAAUGCAAGUUUCGAAGGGCACCGUGGGAGUUUGGAACGGAACAGCGAUUAAGCUAUUCAAGGUACAGGAAACAGCAGCCCAAGGUCCUACCCUGACGUCACCCCGAGGCGCAGUGGAUGCCGUCGGCAGUAAUAUCGUGUCAAGGAUUGGGUCUAUUAACUUACGGGGCGCAAGUGCGGGCACGCCUACAUCACCAUCUUCCCCCGGACUACCGCCCCAACGUAGCACAUCCAAUAGUACUACUUUGUAAGGAUAAUAGGAAUUGAGAUAGCUUGGUAAUGUACCUUCUACAAAACACAUAUUAUAUUAAUCUAUCGCGGCGAUGUGAAUUUAGGGGUUGGCUUCGGUCUUCGGUUCGUGUUACUUCUGGAAAGAUAUUCGAUGUAUAGCGUUUUUAGUCCCAAGUUGUCUAGAAUUGACUAUUAAUUACUUUAUAU
Messenger RNA from Hypoxylon trugodes, 3205 nucleotides. Its product is annotated as high-temperature-induced dauer-formation protein-domain-containing protein. Lineage: Eukaryota; Fungi; Ascomycota; Sordariomycetes; Xylariales; Hypoxylaceae. The coding region runs from base 364 to 3018 and encodes 884 amino acids. Gene Ontology annotation, cellular component: Golgi medial cisterna; membrane; Golgi trans cisterna. The record is from RefSeq and is a predicted model, not a curated record. The transcript is spliced from 5 exons.